CGGCGUUGUUAAUGUUUGUUGGCGCAGGUCACUGAUUUUGUGUUUGUAAAUGAAAGAAAGCAUUGUGUGUUUGUGUAGAUAAAUUGUAAAAAAGGAAAUUUUCUACAGCAAAAUUUCACGAUUAAACAAAUUUUAUAGAAAUUUGUAAAAUCCAAAUAGUUAAAUCAAUUUAAAAGCAACAAAAAUAUAAAACAAAACAUGAAUCGUAGACGUCAUCAUGAUGGAGAUGAAGAUGGUUACGAACACCGUAACCGCAAACGUAGGAGGGUAUCGGAAAAUCAAGAGAUCGAAGAUCGUUUAGAGUCUUUGAUAUUGCGUGUAGGUGAGCGCAGCACCUCAUCGGUGGAAUCAAACUUGGAGGGUUUGGUAUCGGUUUUGGAGGCUGAUUUGGGCACAUUCCGUUUGAAAAUUUUACGCAUUCUAUCGGAUUGUGCUGUUAAAAUGCCGGAGAAAUGUACAAUUUACACGACCUUGGUGGGUCUGCUGAAUGCCAAAAACUAUAAAUUUGGUGGUGAAUUUGUUGAUCACAUGGUUAAGACUUUUAAGGAAAGUCUAAAAAUCUGUCGUUGGGAUGCCGCUCGUUAUUCUUUACGUUUUUUGGCCGAUUUGGUUAAUUGUCAUGUAAUUUCGGCUUCAUCUUUGCUGCAAUUAAUGGAUACCAUGAUUGAUGUUUCCAAUGAGGAUACUGUACCGCAAGUACGUCGUGAUUGGUAUGUUUUUGCUGUACUCUCUACAUUACCCUGGGUGGGUAGAGAUUUGUAUGAAAAGAAGGAAUCUUCUUUGGAGUCAUUACUUUUACGCAUAGAAGUUUAUUUGAAUAAACGCUCGAAAAAACAUCACAACGCUUUGCGUGUGUGGUCAGUAGAUGCUCCUCAUCCCCAGGAGGAAUACCUCGAUUGUUUGUGGGCCCAAAUUCGCAAGCUAAGACAAGACAAUUGGGCAGAAAAACAUAUUCCUCGACCCUAUUUGGCUUUUGAUUCGAUUUUAUGUGAGGCAUUGCAGCACAAUUUACCCCAAAUUAUACCACCUCCUCAUCAUGAGUCUUACGUCUACCCCAUGCCUUGGGUAGUCUAUCGUAUGUUUGAUUAUACCGAUUGUCCCGAUGGACCCAAUCUACCGGGCGCCCACUCCAUAGAACGUUUCUUAAUUGAAGAACAUCUUCAUCAUAUUAUUGAAAUGCAUCAUGGUGAACGUAAAGACUGUGCUGCCCAACUAUUAGCGUUCCCUUACAAAAAUAAGAUUCCUCUCGAAUACUGCAUUGUUGAAGUUAUAUUUGCUGAGCUGUUCCAUAUGCCUACACCACGUUAUAUAGAUAUUGUCUAUGGCUCUAUAUUGAUUGAAUUGUGUAAAUUGCAUCCUGCUACUUUGCCGCAAGUUUUAGCUCAAGCUACUGAAAUUCUUUUUAUGCGUAUUGAUUCUAUGAAUACUUCUUGCUUCGACCGUUUUGUCAAUUGGUUUUCAUACCAUUUGAGUAAUUUCAAAUUCACCUGGUCUUGGGAGGAAUGGGACAGUUGUUUGUUAUUGGAUAUGGAACAUCCUAGACCGAAAUUUAUACAGGAAGUUUUACAGAAAUGUUUAAGAUUAUCUUAUCACCAACGUAUUGUUGAAAUGAUGCCAGAAGCAUAUGCAAAAUUAUUGCCUGUAUCACCACAACCAAGUUAUAAAUACGCCUCUGAAGAAGCUGCUUCAUUGGCCGGUACCCAAGUAGCCCAUCAAUUGGUAGUGGCUAUACGCCAGAAAUGUACACCAGAAGAGGUGAUUAAUAUAUUAAAAGAAUUGCCAAAUUCAGGUGAAAAUGCUGAUCAGGAAAUGUCUGAAACCUCAUUUAAUCCAUUGAAAAUUGAUGUAUUCGUACAAACUCUAUUGAAUUUGGGCUCAAAAUCAUUUUCGCAUAGUUUUGCUGCAAUAUCUAAAUUUCAUUUAGUUUUUAAGGCCUUGGCUGAGUCCGAAGAAGCCCAAAUCUGUAUUUUACACAAUGUCUUUGAAUUGUGGCAAAAUCAUCAGCAAAUGAUGGUGGUUAUCAUUGAUAAAUUACUUAAGACACAAAUUGUUGAUUGCUCGGCGGUGGCAACUUGGAUAUUUUCCAAAGAAAUGACUGGAGAAUUUACGAAAAUGUAUCUGUGGGAGAUAUUACAUUUGACCAUUAAGAAAAUGAAUAAACAUGUUAUUAAAUUAAAUAAUGAAUUAACUGACGCCAAGGAUAAAUUAGCUAAAGCCGAUUCAUCAUCAAGUGAUUCGGAAGAUGAAGCUGCACCUAAACGCAAGAAGCCUGUCGUUGUUGUAGACAAACCCACUGAAGAGAUGGUUGAGCGGAUGGAAGAAAAACUCGAAGCUGCCAAUGUGGAUCAAAAACGUCUAUUCUUAAUUGUAUUCCAGAGAUUUAUUAUGAUUUUGUCUGAACAUUUAGUACGUUCCGAUACGGAUGGACGUGAUCCCGAUACAGAUUGGUAUCGUUGGACUAUUGGACGUUUACAACAAGUCUUUCUUAUGCAUCAUGAACAAGUCCAAAAAUACAGCAGCACUUUGGAGACAUUACUUUUCACUUCAGAUUUGGAUUCUCAUAUUCUAGAAGUUUUCCAUCAAUUUGUAGCUUUGAGAGCUUAAA
Messenger RNA from Lucilia cuprina (Australian sheep blowfly), 2605 nucleotides. RefSeq names its product nuclear cap-binding protein subunit 1 (gene Cbp80). The coding region runs from base 199 to 2604 and encodes 801 amino acids. Lineage: Eukaryota; Metazoa; Arthropoda; Insecta; Diptera; Calliphoridae. Gene Ontology annotation, cellular component: nucleus; nuclear cap binding complex. The transcript is spliced from 8 exons. Gene Ontology annotation, molecular function: RNA cap binding; protein binding; mRNA binding. Gene Ontology annotation, biological process: nuclear-transcribed mRNA catabolic process, nonsense-mediated decay; mRNA export from nucleus. The record is from RefSeq and is a predicted model, not a curated record.